AUGGCGACUGCUGCAAGAGUUUCCAGGUCUAUCCUGCUCAGAUCAUCACUUCCCGCGCUAUCCGGUGCCACCAGAAUCACUCCACUACGACGACUACAGCCCAGCCCAUUCACCUUGAGAUAUCUGUCCACCAUGAAGGCCCUCAUCUACAAUGGAAGCAAUGCCGUGGCUCUGCAGGACAGACCCAAGCCUGAGAUCAAGUCUUCCACCGAUGCCGUCAUCAAAGUCCUCAAGACGACCAUCUGCGGCACAGAUCUUCAUAUCCGCAAGGGCGAUGUUGCUACCUGUACACCCGGCCGCGUUCUAGGCCAUGAAGGAGUUGGCAUCAUUGAGUCGACUGGAUCUGCCGUGGGACGCUUCAAGAAGGGUGACAAGGUUCUUAUCUCUUGCAUCUCGAGCUGCGCGACCUGCGAAUACUGCCGUAAGGGCAUGUACAGCCACUGCGUCUCUGGCGGCUGGAUUCUUGGCAACACCAUUGACGGCACCCAAGCCGAGUAUGUCCGCGUUCCUCACGCCGACUCGAGUCUCCACCCCGUUCCCGAGGGCGCAGACGAGUCCUCGCUGGUGAUGCUCAGCGACAUUUUCCCCACCGGUCUCGAAUGCGGUGUCCUCAACAGCAAGGUCCAACCAGGCAGCACAGUUGCUGUGGUUGGAUCUGGACCUAUCGGUCUAGCAGCCAUCAUCACGGCUCAGAUGUAUUCUCCAUCCAAGAUCAUCGCCAUUGACACAGACGCUGGAAGACUCGAGGUGGCCAAGAAGUUUGGCGCUACUGAAGUCAUCGACAAUUCCAAGGGAGACGCCGUGGCUCAGGUCAAGGCUCUGACAGAUGGAAAGGGAUGUGACUCCGUCAUUGAGGCUGUCGGUAUCCCAGCGACUUUCAAUCUCUGCCAGGAACUUCUUGCGGCUGGUGGUGUCUUGGCCAAUGUGGGUGUUCAUGGCACCAAGGUCGAUCUUCAACUGCAGAACCUUUGGGAUAAGAACAUUUCCAUCACUACCAGACUGGUCGACACUGUCACCACCCCCAUGCUGCUCAAGCUAGUCCAGUCCGGCAAGCUUCAGCCCUCGCAGCUCAUCACUCACCGUUUCAAGCUUAGUGAAAUGGAAAAGGCGUACGAGACCUUUGGCGAAGCUGCCAAGCAUGGUGCCCUGAAGGUGCUUAUUGAUGUCGACUAA
Molecule: messenger RNA, 1173 nt
Organism: Fusarium falciforme
Lineage: Eukaryota; Fungi; Ascomycota; Sordariomycetes; Hypocreales; Nectriaceae
Product: PKS-ER domain-containing protein
Exons: 3
Coding region: 1-1173 (390 amino acids)
Molecular function (GO): oxidoreductase activity; zinc ion binding
Source: RefSeq, a predicted model, not a curated record